AUGGCCUUUCGGGCCUUGAGACCUUCAAUGGUCUUCACGCGACAAUUGACAUUUUCUUCGCGGCGCAUGGUUGGACCAGGAAAUGCAAAAGAGCACGACACGGCACCGGGUCACCGUAAGAUACAGACGGAAAAGACCCUCAAUCCGCAUAUUACCAAUACGAAUUCAACCAUUUCUAAUAAGAUGCCACGCGUUGGAGCUCAAACGCCACCACCUGAGCUGAUUUCGUCGGUGGACUCCCAGCCUACCCCCAUAGACUCGGUACCGGAGAAUACGGAGCGCAUGACGGGUGGCACACAGAAAGGAUGGCCUGAAGAAGAUUACAGUGAUGAAAUGGGUGUUGGGGAGCUGCAAGGAGCAAAAUUCAAGAUUGAGCCCUUGCGUAGAACGGGCGAGGACCCUCCCACAAUGAGAGCCAGGUUAUUAUACCAGAGUCGGAAGAGAGGAACUCUAGAGAGUGAUCUCUUGCUCUCUACUUUUGCGGAAGCGCAUUUACGAGAUAUGACGCCAGUACAACUGGCACAAUACGACCUAUUCUUAGACGAAAACGAUUGGGAUAUAUAUUAUUGGGCUACCCAGGAGCCGACGCCGACGUCGCCGGAGACUGCUGAGGGCGCUGUUGAUCAACCCCAAAGUGCGAAACGAGAGACGGAGGAACUGAAACCCACUCAGCCAACAAGUGGAGAGUGGGCGCAAACUGUUGGGACCUUCAAGCCAGCGUAUCGCCCUGUGCCGGUAAGAUGGAAGGAUAGCGAGGUCUUAAGCAUGCUGAGGCGCCAUGUCAUCUCGAGGUCUUCCGGCGGUAUCCAAGAAGGGGAAUCUGGUAUUAGUGGCGACGGGUUGAGCCAGAGUGUCAAGGGCACAGGUGGUGGCGGAAUGGCAUUUAUGCCUCCUCUUCCUAAAAACGAGCGGUUAUGA
Molecule: messenger RNA, 918 nt
Organism: Venustampulla echinocandica
Lineage: Eukaryota; Fungi; Ascomycota; Leotiomycetes; Helotiales; Pleuroascaceae
Product: Succinate dehydrogenase assembly factor 2, mitochondrial
Exons: 3
Coding region: 1-918 (305 amino acids)
Biological process (GO): mitochondrial respiratory chain complex II assembly; protein-FAD linkage; tricarboxylic acid cycle
Cellular component (GO): mitochondrion
Source: RefSeq, a predicted model, not a curated record